GUGGACUGGUUCUCGACCCAUCCCCCACUGUUUCCCUACCGAGCGUCUACACACAGACCACCACUUCCCCUCGUCGCUUACUCUGAUACCACGCUCGGUCUUCGCUGAAGUUAUAUUUAAUUGCUAUUGCGACUCCCCUGCUCACGGCACACUUUCCCUUCACCCGUCCGUUUCAUUUACCCACGCCGUAAUUGAUGCACUACCACCACUCCCACCAGGGUUGGUCUGGUGACUACCCUCGGCAACAAUCGUGGGGACAACCCCCACCAUCAUCCUAUCCUUACCCAUACUCAUCCAACGCGCAAUACCAGCCUCCCCCAGGCCCACCUCCGACUUCUCAUUACUCACCGCCCCCCGGCCCCCCGCCGUCUCACUACUAUCCUCCUCCUGGUAGUUACCCGUCUCCGGCACCUUCCCCUUACUACGGCCAGCACCAUACUCCUACGCCGCCACCUCAGUCAUCCUCACCUCAUCAACGGUCUUAUCACAACCACUCGCCGUCAUGGGGUCAGAACCUCCCGCCCCGUCCGCCUCAGGAUUCGCAGCACUUUGGCAGGGGCGCCCCAUCCAAUUACCGCUUCCAGUAUUCCAACUGUACCGGUCGGCGUAAGGCCCUCUUAAUUGGUAUCAAUUACAUCGGGCAGCCGAACCAGCUGCGCGGGUGUAUCAACGAUGUUACGAACAUGUCAACGUUCCUGAACCAGAAGUAUGGAUAUCGCAGGGAGGACAUGGUCAUCCUCACAGAUGAUCAGAAGAACCCGAUGAGUAUACCGAACAAGGCCAACAUCCUCAGAGCCAUGCAAUGGCUGGUGAAGGACGCGCAGCCCAACGACUCUCUAUUCAUACACUUCUCGGGACACGGUGGUCGUACACCCGAUCUUGAUGGUGACGAGGAAGAUGGUAAGACGCACCCAAAUGACUCUAGAAGACUUGUAACUGACAUCUCAGGCUACGAUGAUGUUAUCUACCCGCUCGACUACCGCACGGCAGGACAUAUCGUGGACGAUGACAUGCACGCCAUCAUGGUUCGUCCACUACGCCCCGGUGUCCGUCUAACUGCCAUUUUCGACUCUUGCCACUCCGGAACCGCUCUCGAUCUCCCUUAUGUCUAUUCCACGCAAGGUAUCCUGAAGGAACCCAACCUGGCCAAGGAAGCAGCGAUGGACCUAUUCAGCGCCAUCAACUCCUACGGAAAAGGCGAUCUCAGCAGUGUCGCGCAAACUGCUAUCGGCUUUUUCAAGAAGGCUGCCAACGGCGACACCGCGCGCCAACGGACCGUCAUGACCAAGACUUCGCCCGCCGAUGUGGUCAUGUUCUCCGGCUCCAAGGACACCCAAACCUCUGCGGACACAUUCCAAGACGGUGAAGCCCGAGGAGCCCUGAGCUGGGCAUUCAUCAAGACCUUGCAGCAACGACCCAACCAAAGCUACCUGCAAUUGCUGAACUCGAUUCGCAAUGAACUGGAGGGGAAGUAUUCGCAGAAGCCGCAGCUGAGCUGCAGUCAUCCAUUAGAUACCAAUUUGCUUUUUGUGAUGUGAGACGAUCACGCAACACGAUGCAUAGCGAGAGAUGCUUUUUGGUUCAUAUUUUACAUGUGCAUAUAUAAUUCCCAAACUAUGGAGUUUCGGAACUUUUCAUUAUGAUCAUGACAGUACUGAAUGAACGAGGUAUUACAUACUUACUGUACACAAUGAAACCACGGGGAUUAAA
Aspergillus eucalypticola CBS 122712 is the source of this 1710-nucleotide messenger RNA. Its product is annotated as caspase family protein. Gene Ontology annotation, biological process: proteolysis. Lineage: Eukaryota; Fungi; Ascomycota; Eurotiomycetes; Eurotiales; Aspergillaceae. The record is from RefSeq and is a predicted model, not a curated record. The transcript is spliced from 6 exons. Bases 195 to 1538 code for a protein of 447 amino acids. Gene Ontology annotation, molecular function: cysteine-type endopeptidase activity.